AUGAUCCCUUCCCUCCGCAAUGGCUUUAGUGCAGCUGCGCUUGUGGCACUGCUCUCCACGUUUGUGACGCCCGCCCAUACGCUCAGCAAGCGAGCUUACGAUCCCAAGGCGCAAGGCUGCACCCUCAAGUUCACUACAGGCCAACAUGUGGCAAAGACCUUCUCGUUCAAUCUCUUAUUCGAGGACGAAGGCGCAGACUUCAUCGUCUCUGCUUUGGCCAAUAUUCCCGAUAUCUCCAAGAUGGACCCGAGCGUAGUUCAGGGAGGCCUGUCGCCCACGAGAUUCAACGGCGCUUUUAUCCAUUCCGAGCCUUAUCAGAGCGCGUUGCCAUCCUAUUUCGAGAGGCUGACAGUUUAUUCGGGCACGUUGCCAGAGCGCUACAAUUUCGAAUUCGGCUUCAGAGAGCCUUACGGAAUCUACUAUGUCGAUCUCCAGGGGUACUACGUCGACGAGAUCGAAACAGAAGUGGAAGGCUACAGUAUGUCUUGUAAGCUCGGGGACAAGACACAUAAGAUCGCCAAGAAAUCCGACUUUGUUCCGUAG
Molecule: messenger RNA, 543 nt
Organism: Mixia osmundae IAM 14324
Lineage: Eukaryota; Fungi; Basidiomycota; Mixiomycetes; Mixiales; Mixiaceae
Exons: 5
Coding region: 1-543 (180 amino acids)
Source: RefSeq, a predicted model, not a curated record